UUGUACGUUCUUAUUUCUUGCAGAACUACAAGUAAUACUCAAAACCUUGGCGGCUCAAACCCCAUUUCCUCAAAACAAUGCUGAGUUCCAAGACCUUGAUAUUCAAGAAGCAAAAAAGAAAGACAAAAAAUGGAAAGAAUAAGAAAUCAAAGAAAAUUUCAGUUUCCACAAAACAAGAAACAGUUGCCAAACAAUACCAAAUAGCACCACAAGAACAACAACAAGAAGAAGGAGAUGGGAGUUUUAGCUUAAAAGCGUCAGUACAAUCAGAUAACCAUGGAGUACAACCACUUGGGAAUUUUUAUAUCAACCCAUCAUCUCAUAAUUCAAGAAACACUGGUUUAGGUAAUCUUCAGACUUUAACUGAUGAGCUUGUUCUUGAUAUUUUAGCCCUUUUAGAAGGUACUAAUUUGGGUAUUUUGUCAACUGUAAGCAAAGGUUUUUAUAUCUUUUGUAAUCAUGAACCCCUUUGGAGGAAUCUUGUAUUAGAGAAUUGUAAAGGUGGGUUCUUUUUUAAAGGUUCUUGGAAGUCUACUUUUGUUAGUGCUAAUAAGCCUUUGUUUUCAGUUUUGAGUUGUGGUUUUAAAGUUAGAGACUUUUAUUCUGAUUACUUGUUUCAGAGUUGGUUAUGUGCUAAUCUUGAAAUGAAAGCUGAAUGGUUAGAAAGGGAUAAUAUAGUAAGGAGGAAAGGGAUUUCUGUUGAUGAGUUUGCGUUGAAUUUCGAGGAACCGAAUAAGCCGGUUUUGUUAGAAGGGUGUUUGGAGAAUAAUUGGCCUGCAUUGGAGAAAUGGAAUAGGGGUUAUCUGAUUGAAAAAUGUGGGGAUGUGAAGUUUUCGGUAGGGCCGGUGGAAAUGAAGCUUGAGGACUACUUUAGGUAUUCUGAUCAAGUGAGGGAAGAAAGGCCGUUGUAUUUGUUUGAUCCAAAGUUUGCGGAGAAAAUUCCUCAAUUAGAAAAGGAUUAUGAUAUCCCGAUGUACUUCAAUGAGGAUUUGUUUAGUGUUUUGGGUAAUGACAGGCCAGACUAUAGGUGGAUUAUAAUUGGACCUGCAGGGUCUGGCUCGUCAUUCCACAUUGAUCCAAAUUCUACCUCCGCUUGGAAUGCGGUAAUCAAAGGAUCAAAGAAAUGGGUGUUGUUCCCGCCUGAUGUGGUCCCACCAGGGGUUCAUCCGAGUCCUGAUGGUGCAGAAGUGGCAAGUCCUGUUUCAAUUAUAGAAUGGUUCAUGAACUUUUAUAAUGCAACGAAGAAUUGGAAAAAGAGACCUAUUGAGUGUGUCUGCAAGGCGGGUGAAGUAAUCUUUGUGCCUAACGGAUGGUGGCAUUUGGUCAUCAAUUUAGAGGAUUCGAUUGCCAUUACCCAGAACUUUGUUAGCAGGAGGAAUUUACUGAAUGUUUUGGAGUUUCUAGAAAGGCCAAAUGCUUGCACUCUUGUGUCUGGAACAAGCGACAGAGUCAAUUUGCAUGACAAAUUUAAGAAUGCUAUUGAAACAUAUCUUCCAGGUACUAUUGAUGAGUUGACUCUGAAAGCCGAGGAGAAAAAAGCCCAGCAGAAUAAACCUUCCUUCUGGGAUACGGUCACUGAUUCAAAAGCAGGCGCUUUCAAAUUUUCUUUUUGAUGAAAGGCCAGUGAUGAAAUCUUCAUCAGUUGGUCCCCAGGCAGUGGACUUUGAUGAAUCUUCUGCACAAACAGAUGAAGCUGCAAGAAUGAAAUUUACUCAAUGAAAUUUGCUCAUUCUUUACAUGACAAGAGGGCUUAUUGACAUUUUAUUCAUUGAUCUUGUAUGUUUCAAGAUGGAUCAAAAGUCUAGAUAGUGUUUAGGAAAACAAAAUGAGGUAUCAACAAAGUCUUAGACAAUUUUUGGCGUCAUUUAUUCAUCUUUCAGUGUUGUAAUAUCUCUUCCAUUUGCUGUAUCAACAACAUUGGCCCUUAAAUCAGAACGUAGCUUGGAAUC
Lycium barbarum (goji berry) is the source of this 1949-nucleotide messenger RNA. RefSeq names its product arginine-specific demethylase JMJ22. Bases 78 to 1613 code for a protein of 511 amino acids. Gene Ontology annotation, molecular function: cis-regulatory region sequence-specific DNA binding; protein binding. The transcript is spliced from 2 exons. Gene Ontology annotation, cellular component: nucleus. Lineage: Eukaryota; Viridiplantae; Streptophyta; Magnoliopsida; Solanales; Solanaceae. The record is from RefSeq and is a predicted model, not a curated record.